AAGAAAAAAAAGAAAGCCCCAAACAUCAGCGGUAAGAAAGAAGGCGCCUUUCAUCUGAAGGUGGCAGGGUUUGAAGUGCGUUAGAGAGAGAGAGAGAGAGAGAGAGCGAGGAGAGCAGGUGUGUGAAGCGAAAAUGAUGUUGAGAACACCGCCUCCAAGAAAGCGGAGGGCCGAUUCGAGGCCACCUGAAAGCCCUACCUCCGAUCAUCAACUCGUCAUCUUCGAAGAUCUUCCAGUGCCAGAAUCGUCUCACCAUCAUUCCGACCAAAUGCUCUGCACUUAUCAAUGUCGUCAGAUGGUUAAAUCGGAAUUCUUUGAUGCUUUAAGUAGUGCAGAGAAGCAAGCACAUGACUAUCAAUCUAAAUUUGAGGCACUAAAUGAUGACUUCUGCAAGGCUGAAUCUGAGAGGAAGAAACUUAGAGAUAAAUUCUUUUAUACGGAACAAGAACUUGCUGGUACUAAAGGACGGGAGCAGGCGUUACAAGAGCAGCUACUGAAGGAGGUCACUGAUUCUCAGGAAAGAAUGAAGAAACAAAUACAAGCAUACAGUGAGCUUGAGGUGAAGCUCCAAAGUGAAAUGAAUCUUCGCAAAAAAGCUGAGGCCUCAGCAGCUUUAGCUGAAGAGAAGGCAAGCCUUUCAGAAGGGAAACUGAGCAGUCUUUCUGAAAGCAUCGAAAGGGAAAAGAAACAUUUUCAUGAUGAGCUUCUACAUAUGAAAAGGGAAUCAAAAUUUUCAAUUUCUAGAAUAAGUGCAGAUCUUGAAAGGAUGAAAUGCAGAGCGAAUAAUGCUGAAAACGAAUCGGUGCUGCUGAAGCAGCAGCUUGAAGAACUUAGAAAUCGGCUUAAUGAGAGCUUGCACCAGAAGAGUGAACUAGAGAAGAAAUUAUCGAGUUUCACAUUUCAAGAAGUUCCUUCCACAAACAGUGAUAUUUUGGUGAAGCAUUUGCAAGAAGAGUUACGGAUUUAUGAGUCUGAAGUGCGAGAAGCAAGGAAGUUAAAAUGUUCUCAUGAAAAUUUUGAGUUAUUGAAGGAGAAACUUUUGGAGGAAAAGCGCCGGAGGGAGAGGGCAGAAUCGGAAUUAUUUAAAUUAUCAGAUAUACAGUUGAGCAUGAAGAAGUUGGAGGAUGAAUUAUCUUCUUGGAAGAUGUUGGUGAAGGACCUUCCUGGUGUAUCAUGCGCUGAGGAUAUGCCUCUCAAGUUUGCAGCUUUACAAAAAGAGGUGGUUGAAAGCAUGGGGAAGGUGGGUGAGGCCAAUGCACACUUGAAACAAAUGGAGGUUGCUUUGGAUGUUGCAGAACUUGGUAAACAAAAUGCUGAAGCUGAAGCUGCAUUGGCCAGAGAGAAUGCAGAAGCUUCAAAAUCAGAGCUCAAGCGGAUUGAGUUGAUGCUUUCUUCUGUUACUGAGGAAAGAGAUCAAUUAAAAAAUGUCAUUGAUGAAUUGAAGAAGCACAAGAAUGUUGAAGCAGGGGGUGAUAUAGUGAAUGGAGCUCUUUUUCAGGAGCUUGAAUCAUGUCUUGCCAAAAAGGAAUACUGUCUCAAAGAAUUGGAAAGUAAUUUAUGUGAACAAAAAGAAAUCAAUACGCGUCAGCACAAUGAAAUAAAGGUGCUCACUGAGAGAUUAAAUAAUGAAGCAAGAAGAAUAAAGUCAUUAGAGAGGGAGGGUGAUCGUCUUCGUUCUGAAAUUUCUCUAUUGGAGUCCAAGCUGGGUCAUGGUGAUUUUUCAUCUGCAAAUACCAAAGUUUUGCGAAUGGUGAAUACCCUUGCAGUUGACAAUGAGGCAAAACAGACAAUAGAGACUUUACAAAGUGAAUUACAGAAGACAAAGGAGAAGCUGCAAGCUGUUGAAGAAUUAAAAAAACAAUCAGCUGGUGAUGGAAAACUUGUAGACUCCUAUAUUUCUGGCAAGAUUUUGCACUAUAAGGAGCAAAUUGCAACACUUGAAAAACGCGAGGAAAGAUACAGGACUGUUUUUGCAGAUAAAAUCUCAGUGUUCAGAAGGGCAUGCUGUGAACUUUUUGGUUAUAAGAUUGUAAUGGAUGAUCACAAGCGUUCUGAUGGAAUUCCGGUUACGCGUUUUACUCUCCAGUCUAUAUAUGCUCAAAGUGAUGAUGAAAAGCUUGAAUUCGAAUACGAAUCAGGAAAUACAAACAUUUUGGCAAAUGAUUACACCUCGCAGCCUGAGAUAUCCCAUCAGGUUGAUAUAUUUAUUAGGAAGUUAAAUUCCAUCCCGGCUUUUACUGCCAACUUGACUGUGGAGUCCUUCAACAAGCGAACUCUUUCUUGAAAUGUAAGAAUCUUGUCCUUGUAGGUCUUGAAAAUUGUAUGAUUGAAUUUGCAGUUGCAUUUGGAGUACUAGAAAUGUAUAUCUGUAUCGGCUUCCCUUUGUUAUCAUCCAAAUCAGUCUGGUAUAAUGCUGUAAAGCAAUAGGUGAAACUAUGUUUGUUUUCAUUUUUAAUGGACUGACUUUACGCUAAUUUUUGAAAAGUUUGUUAAAGUUUUUAUGA
Molecule: messenger RNA, 2504 nt
Organism: Camellia sinensis
Lineage: Eukaryota; Viridiplantae; Streptophyta; Magnoliopsida; Ericales; Theaceae
Gene: MAD1
Product: mitotic checkpoint family protein
Biological process (GO): attachment of mitotic spindle microtubules to kinetochore; mitotic spindle assembly checkpoint signaling
Cellular component (GO): kinetochore; mitotic spindle; nuclear envelope
Source: RefSeq, a predicted model, not a curated record